AUGAUGACACCACCAAAUUGCGUCAUGACACGUUUGACAUAUGUCAAACAUGAAUCUAAAUCAAGAAGUGUUACUGUAUCAUCUCAACUUCAAUUACCAUUACCAUUCACUCAAGUACCUUCUUCAUUUUCUAAUCAAUUAGCGGUAUCUUCUACUCAAUUACUCUCAUCGUCGACAACGAGUCCAACCGUACCACCUUCAACAACCAUUACUGAACAUGAACAUCGUAAUCAGAUCAUUAAAACGAUAGGUACGUGGUGUGAGAGAGAAAAAGAAUCGAUAGGUUUGGAUGAAUUGUCUUUAUCAAUUGUUGAUGAUUAUAAACUCUACAUAAAUGACGAUACCGAGAAUUUGGAAGCAUCAAUCCGUUGUAAUUGUGGUGUUAAACUAAACUUAUUUAAACUUAAGACCCGAACAUUUUUUCAGUUAUCUAAUUUUUAUGCUCAUCUGAAAAGUAAAAAAUGUUCAAAAAAUCGUGUUCCAUCAUGGAAGAUAAAACCGGUUCGCUUUGUCGUUGUUCAUAUUAGGGGGAAGAAUGUAUGUGAUUUUGUACGAAUGAAUUUGAAUGGCUCUUUACCAAGUUUACCAACGUUAAUCAUAUUGACGAAAGAUAAAAAUUCAACAUUCGGCGAAGGUCGUUUUCGUUUCAAUGAGCUAGAACAACAUUUGGGUAGAAUGAAUACAUCAAUUGGUUUUGCAUCUGAAGAUUGCACUGGGAUAGUCAGAAAAAUACGAUAUGAUACCAACACUAAUUCAUUCAUCGGAUUCUGUACUCCACUUGAAAAUGGCAUUCCAUCCGAACAACAUUUUAAAACUGAUUCAUUUGAUCAAGUGAACGAGUGGUUCUCUAAUAUUGAGAAAGCUCCACUCUUAAAUAUUCACAUGUUUCAACCGUUAGCUCAGUCAAUGAAAAAUUGUUCGCCAGUUAUAUUAGCGGCAUACGGAACUGACAGCAAAUUUACAGCAAUUGAUAUUUUUCGACGCGGGAUACACAUCUAUGAACAAUGCUCAGCCAAAAAAAUUCGUAUCAUUGGUUUCUCAACAGAUUGCGACAGUAAAUAUUUACGAGCGAUGCAGUUGGUUAGCGAAUUUUUUGCUGAUUUAUCAAGUUUAAAACUACAUGAACAACCUGGAGCAUUUGCGGUUGCUGUUCCAGCAACAUAG
Messenger RNA from Didymodactylos carnosus, 1164 nucleotides. NCBI's taxonomy places the organism in Eukaryota, Metazoa, Rotifera, Eurotatoria, Philodinida, Philodinidae. The record is from the annotation of a GenBank genome assembly.